Molecule: messenger RNA, 1948 nt
Organism: Durusdinium trenchii
Lineage: Eukaryota; Dinophyceae; Suessiales; Symbiodiniaceae
Source: the annotation of a GenBank genome assembly
GAAUUUGAUAACGCGAACGGCCAUCAAGCUUGGCACCAUGCUUCACGAACAGCUGAGUUUGCCAGCGCCCACUUUGCCCACUGAGCAAGUCCAGCCAGAACAGCCACAGCCAGAGCCGAUUCAUGUCAAGACAGAACUGACAGAACCUGCCAAUCAACCAUCGCAAGAGCCAUUGCCAGUGCUCAUGCCUACCAAACAAGAACCGCCAGUUUCUCCAAAAGCCCCAACUGCAGUCUCAGCCAGGGUCACAGGAGAGCUGCCGCCGAGCUUGCAGAGGUUUGCAAAAGCCAGCAGCAAUGAAAUUACCGAAGAGCUGAUGGUGUCGGCCCUAGAAUCGUGUUCCAGCCACGAACGAUUCAACCUUUUCUUGGACCAGUUCAAGCCUGAGUCUGGGGCCAUUCCCAAAAAAGACAUGGAAGCCAUGCUCCGUGGGUUCAUCAAAUUUUUGGAACAAGACAGCAGCAGCAGCAGCGCUGGCAAGUGCCCCGGCCCGCCUCAGUUUCCUUUGGGGACUAUCCCUUUUGGAUCCUUUGCAGGCAUUCUUCGGCAUGUGUUGGACGUGGCAACGGCUGGUGGCCCGCCUGACGGCAACUGGCGUGAUCAUUUGGGCUUGGAGAUCAUGGAGACAUUGGCGAAGCAGCCAGCUGCGCUGAGAGAAGUAAUGUUGCAAGCCAAAAAGCAUCCACUUUUGACAGCCCAUGAGCAGGAACUGAGGAACUUGUAUGGUGAUGAAUCUUGGGAGUUUCACUCCUCCUCUGGAGAUCCAAUUGAAGAGCUCGUGGAUUUCAUUGAGUGGCUUGUGGAACAUCCAGACCCUGAUGCUUUGACGGCCAUGCCACCGUCAACUCAGCAUCUCAUCCAUGAACCAACGCCCGCUUUGCCAGCAGAAGCCCCAACAGCAGCAGAGACGGAGACAGUCGAAGAAGAGCCAGCAGAAGCAGCAGCAGAACUCUCUGAGCCAGCGCAAGCAGCCUCAACAGCAACCAGUGCAGCAGGGCAAGAUCCACAGGCAACCGAGUCAGCAGCCAAGGAAGCAGCAGAAACAAAUGGAGAUAAAGACCCAGCUGCACCUGAAGCGCCAGCACCGUUUGACCAGGAUGUGCACAAACCUAAAGCCACCCCCCAGGCUUUGCCAGCAGAAGCCCCAACAGCAGCAGAGACGGCAGAAGCAGCAGCAGAACUCUCUGAGCCAGCACAAGCAGCCCCAACAGCAACCAGUGCAGCAGGGCAAGCUCCACAGGCAACCGAGUCAGCAGCCAAGGAAGAAGCAGCAGCACCAGCCAUGAAAGCAUCUUCAAGUGCACGGCCAGUGCCACCACUGCAUUUGCCCACUGCAACGCCUGCAGUUGCCAAGAGAUCAACCACUCAAACAGUACUACCGUUUGAGAAGAAGGCACGCCGCGAUUCUGAUGCAGAGCAAUGCUCAUUGGCGAUGCUGGCACAACAGGCAGACAAUUCUAAGCUGUUGGCAGAAACACUUGCCGGCAUGAGAACUUUCCUUCCAAGUGAAGCUGGCGCAGAAGAUGUCGACUGUUGGCAAGCCAAUGACCCGCAACUCAGCGCAGAAGACCAUGCCAAAGCUCUUGCGGCAGAACUCACAGCAAGCGGACGGCGGUGUGUUCCAGGUUGGAUACCUCCUUCUUUUGAGGAUCCCGCCAAGAAGGCUGCAACUCCAACAUGCACCGGCACCAGUGCUGUUCCAGUUCCAGUUCCAGCACAAGCAGCCGGCAUCACAGCAAGUGAAGCCAACCCAGCCAAUCCGAUCGAGCCCAAAGCAAAAGCAAAACCCAAAGCCAAAGGCAGAGCUCAGGCGCCAGCGGCACCAGCCACCCUGCCCUGUCCCAAAGCGAAAACCAAGGCAUCACAGAUGGCAAAGCAGAAAGAGGAGCCGCUUGAGCCGGCUGCGCCAGAUGGCAGUGUCGCUCCCAAGAGACGCCGUCGGACUUAA